Messenger RNA from Salvelinus namaycush (lake trout), 1833 nucleotides. Its product is annotated as protein unc-119 homolog B-like. Lineage: Eukaryota; Metazoa; Chordata; Actinopteri; Salmoniformes; Salmonidae. Gene Ontology annotation, cellular component: cilium. Gene Ontology annotation, molecular function: lipid binding. The record is from RefSeq and is a predicted model, not a curated record. Gene Ontology annotation, biological process: lipoprotein transport; cilium assembly; nervous system development. Bases 83 to 820 code for a protein of 245 amino acids. The transcript is spliced from 5 exons.
UCGACAUCUACGGCGCCAUCUUAUUGCUUUGAGCGAGGUAGAUCGAGACAAAUAGACAAGGUUGUCAUCAUCACUGGUAAUUAUGAGCGGAGCUAGAGCUCGCAUCGACCCGCCUGUUGCUACUGAGAAUGUCUCGAUCACCGGGCACAGUUCCGCGGCUGCUGCGCGGGAGCGCAAGCCAGGUGGAGCGGUUCUGAAGAGACUCAAGUCUCGGCAAAGCCAGGUGGAUAGUAGGCCCGUCACAGAAGAUGAUCUUCGAACACAAGUUGGCCACAUCACCCCUGAAGAGGUCCUAAGAUUGCGGGUUGCUACUCGGGGGUACCUGUGUAAACCAGAGGACAACAUCUUCGACAUAGAUUUCAUCCGCUUUAAAAUCAGAGACUUGGAGACAGGGACUGUGUUGUUUGAAAUUGUAAAACCACCUCAUACGGAGGACGAUGAGGAGAAUGGAGAGGGAGACAUGAGUGCCGGACGUUUUGUAUGCUACCAGUUCACCACUGCAUUCCUACAACUGAGGACUGUGGGAGCCACAGUGGAGUUUACGGUUGGUAACCGGCCUCUGAACAGCUUCAGGAUGAUUGAAAGGCACUACUUCAGGGAUCACCUCCUGAAGAGCUUUGACUUUGACUUCGGCUUCUGUAUCCCAAACAGCCGCAACACCUGCGAACACAUCUACGAGUUCCCUCAGCUGUCUGAGAGCUUGGUUCAUCAGAUGGUGGAGCAUCCCUACGAGACGAGAUCGGACAGCUUCUACUUCGUAGACAACAGACUGGUCAUGCACAACAAGGCAGACUACUCUUAUAACGGGGGCAGGCGUUGAGUCUGUUAUGUGCCUGUUUGUGUGUGUGUGUGUGUGUGUGUAUGUUUGUGUGUGUGCUGUGCCAAAGCCUAUACUCACACAAACAGACUCUCACCCAAGUGUUGAGUACUGUAAGUUAAACAAACUCUAUUGUCAUGGCAUAGCUGCUAGUAUGGAAAAGUUUAAGAACAGCAGGACAGAUCCACAUUAGAGCCAAAUAGACUACUGGCAAUAGUAUGGCAACAUUCUGCCAUAUAGUGCUUUGUCGUUCUCUCACCAAAAAUGAAAUGUGUUCCAGCUAACCAAGUGAUUUAUGUUAGUGUGUAAAAGGACAGUUAAUGUACUGUUCACUCUUUGACUUUUAGGGGGAGUCAUACUCAUAAAGGACCAGACAAUGCCCACAUACAUACAUACAUACAGACAGGCAGACUGACCGGCAGAUAGGCAGACAGAUAUAGAAACAAUCUCCCUCGCUCCCUCCUUCCCUCUCCUUCUCUCUAUUUCUCUCUCUCUGUCGUUACCUGCUGUGCCCACCCGCCACUCUAGAUGUAUUAAUAAGAGAGGAAGGGGGAAGACACACACAAACCCACUCACACACACACUCACUGUCAAACACACAUGCCAGCUCACUCACAUACAGUGCCUAGUGAAAGUCUACACACCACUUGCUUGUCCCCGGCAGGGACUUGUGAGUUUGUCAGGAUCAAAAUAAAUAUGAAACAAGCAAAGCCCAGGUAAAAAGUUAGAGGAAAACCUGCCUCAGUCUUCUGAAUACCCUGGGAUAGAGUUUUAUUUUACAGCAAGACAAUUACACCAAUGUUAAUGCCAAAGACACACCAGAAUGGCUUUCAAAUUGGUGUUGAGUGUUUCUGAAUGGUCCAGUCUCAGUCCUGACUUAAAUCUGCUUGAUUUAAACAAGGUUUGAAUAUCUGAAACAAGGUUUGAAUAUUGCUGCCCAUCAAUGAUUCCCUUCCAAAUGUACUGAGCUCGAGCAAUUUUGACAAAAACUAUGGAUAUAUGUUGCCCUAAGAGUU